Molecule: messenger RNA, 664 nt
Organism: Hibiscus syriacus
Lineage: Eukaryota; Viridiplantae; Streptophyta; Magnoliopsida; Malvales; Malvaceae
Product: F-box protein GID2-like
Exons: 1
Coding region: 78-560 (160 amino acids)
Biological process (GO): regulation of gibberellic acid mediated signaling pathway; gibberellic acid mediated signaling pathway
Cellular component (GO): SCF ubiquitin ligase complex
Molecular function (GO): protein binding
Source: RefSeq, a predicted model, not a curated record
UUCAAUGCCCAACAAAAUCUUCCCUAUUACCCAAAUUCAAUCGCAAACACCAAAAUCAGAAACUUUAGCUUUCUUCAAUGAAACGGAGUUCACCAGAUUCUCCGGUCGCCGGCUCCGACCAGAAAAUGAAGAAAAUUAAAGAAGAAGAUGAAGAUGGAAAAACUGGGUUGAUGAAUUUAGAUGAAAAUCUUUUGUACGAAGUCUUCAAGAACGUCGAUGCGAGGACUUUAGGUAGGGCCUCGUGUGUAAGCAGGCUGUGGAGCCAAACCGCCAAAGACGAGCGGCUUUGGGAGCUGAUCUGCACUAGGCACUGGGCUAACAUCGGCUGUGGAACUCAACAGCUUAGAUCUGUUGUUUUGCCACUCGGCGGCUUCCGGCAGCUUCACUCGCGUUACCUUUGGUCGUUUUCCAAGCCGCAAACCGCUUCGGCUUCGUCUUGGGCUCCGCCCAAGAUUAUUAGCUCCAAACCGCCUGCUGGAUGGGGGAAAGAUGAGGUUAAUCUUUGCUUGUCUCUUCUCUCUAUUCAGUUUUAUGAGAAGAUGAAUAAUAGAGGCAGGUAGAUAAAUCUCAUUAAUUACUUACUACUAUUACUCUAUAGCUUUAUAUAAUAAGUGAAUCAUAUAUCACUUAAUUUCUCUUUUCUCUAGUUUUGGAUUUUGUUUUG